Dendronephthya gigantea is the source of this 995-nucleotide messenger RNA. RefSeq names its product histone RNA hairpin-binding protein-like. The transcript is spliced from 5 exons. NCBI's taxonomy places the organism in Eukaryota, Metazoa, Cnidaria, Anthozoa, Malacalcyonacea, Nephtheidae. Gene Ontology annotation, cellular component: histone pre-mRNA 3'end processing complex; cytoplasm. Gene Ontology annotation, biological process: mRNA 3'-end processing by stem-loop binding and cleavage; mRNA transport. Bases 145 to 846 code for a protein of 233 amino acids. Gene Ontology annotation, molecular function: histone pre-mRNA stem-loop binding; mRNA binding. The record is from RefSeq and is a predicted model, not a curated record.
CGUCAUUUAGAAAGACGCGCCAGAUUGGAAAGAAAUAAUAGUGUUGUUACCGCCAGAAUUUGUUAACAACUGAGACCUGCACACGUUUUUUUCUUUUCACGACGUUUAUUUGAAGGAAAGUCGCGGCCUUUAAGCAUAGUAAACAUGCCUGUUGAUAGAAGACAUAGAACAGCGAGUGAAAGGGAAUUUUAUAAUGACUCACAACAGCGUAAAAGGUUCAAACAAAGCAGGUUACAAGACAUUCCAAAUUUGCAGUAUACCUCUUUACUGCCAUCUGCAUCAGAUGCAAGCACAGAUUCUACAAAACCGUGGAAAGGAUGGAAAACAGUGUCAAAUGAAUCAAGUCCUCAGACCAAUAAAGAAAAUGGCAAAGACUUUCCUCCUUUGACUAAUAAUGAUAUAUUUGAUCCAUGGUAUACUCCUGAACCAAUAAAAAAUUGGGCAGAUUACAUGGAUGAGGAAGAAUUGCAAGAAAAUAAAAGAAAUAAUUUUGAUAGGAAGCAACGCUUUAAAAGAAAGCUUCUCCUUUCCGAUAAAAGUGAUUCUGAAAAUACAAAGACAAAAGAACACAAACCCAUUUUGACUGAUGAGCAUCGUCUAGCUCAAAGGCAGAAACAAAUCGACUAUGGUAAAAACACAUCAGCUUAUGGUAGAUAUAUCACAGAAAAACCACGUCACUGUCGAAGUGUGGAAGACCCAAAAACUCCGGAUAAAUUUCAAAGUUGCAGCACAAGAUCAUGGACUGGUCAGGUUCGAUGUUGGAGAAGGAAACUUCAUGAAUGGGACCCUCCAAGUGAACAAAAAGAUGAUAUCUUUUCACUUGUAUCAAAAUUGUAUGUUGAUUAAUAAGUGCCAGUAUGCGCUACAGCCUACAGCUACACUGAGCUAAUUUACUGUUAAAAACUGAAAAAGCUACAACACAGGAUUAUGGCAAUGUUAAAAGAAUGAAUACACCUGCAACUAAUGAAUGUUUCACACAUAUUGAUAAGGUUAAG